Molecule: messenger RNA, 2141 nt
Organism: Triticum aestivum (bread wheat)
Lineage: Eukaryota; Viridiplantae; Streptophyta; Magnoliopsida; Poales; Poaceae
Product: death-associated protein kinase 1
Exons: 11
Coding region: 294-1757 (487 amino acids)
Molecular function (GO): protein binding
Source: RefSeq, a predicted model, not a curated record
CUCGCCGUCGCCUCGCCUUCAACCGCUCCCUCCCCGAAACCCUACACCCCUAGCGGCGGCUAAGCUUCCGCUAGAACCUUCCGCCGCCGCCGCCAUGGCCUCCUCCCACUCCAGCAUCGACGCCGCUCUCAAGAGCGAAGGCGAAACCCCCAAAUGUUGUUCUCAAGGAAGAGACCCCAAAUCCGAGACUUCACGAAAUCAGUGGGGCGAGUGGCCCGAUUUGGUGUCUCGUCUGUGCAAAACUAGCAAAGAAGAAGGGCCUGCGGGGAGCCAAGGACGCGAAUGGGGAAACCAUGCUUCAUUUCCCUUCGAGCCAGGGCUGCCGGGUGAGCUGCCGGUUCCUGUUGGAGGAGGCGGGGCUUGAUGUCAACUCGGAGUCAAAGACAGGUGUGGCACCCAUGUUCUUCUUCGCCGCACUCCAGGGGAAUGUCCAGGUUACGGGGUACUUUCUUGAUCACGGCGGUGACCCUGCCAUGCCUGACGAGAGGGGCUCCACACCGCUGCACAAUGCAGCAGCGGCAGGGCACUGCGAGACUGUAAGGCUAUUGCUGUCGAAAGGAGUUAAUCUGAAUCCUAUCCAUUACCAAGGGACACCAUUACACUUGGCUGCUGUGGAGGACCAAGAUCAGGUUGUAAUGGUUCUGCUGGAGCAUGGGGCUGAUCCCAAUAAAGCUGUUCAUCACGUAUUUUCAUACCUCAUGAUGACUGUCUGUGGGAAGUCCUUGAAAUGCAUGAGGCAACUUAUUGAGACUGGUGCCGAUGUGAACGCUCGUGAUUACUCUGGGCCAACUCCUUUUACGGAGGUUGUUGCUGAUGGCUUAACCGACUUUGUCAAGGUCUUGCUAGAUGCUGGAGCCAACCCUAACAUCCCUAACCAGCAUGGAGCAAUACCUAUCGAGCUAGCAGCAGAUAGUGAUCGACACAAGCUUGUUCAAAUUCUAUUCCCUAGGACAAAACCAAUUAAAUCUCUGCCAGAUUGGAGUGUUGAUGGGAUAAUUAAAACUGGGAAUUCUCCAAAAAUCAAUGCUCCUCCGAUUGGUAAUGCAGGGUUAGAUGUUCCACGAGCUGCAGGCCAAACCAUGAAAGCAAUUAUGGAACUACUGAGAGUUUGUACUAUGUACCCGUUGCUGGUCUUUUUGCUUGCCAUCCUUCUAUUAUCUACUGGGGUGCAUUCCAUCAGACAUGAUACAAGUUUCAGUGAGGGCACUUGUCGAUAUGACAUGAUCAGUCUUGCAGUCCUCUCAUGCAUGCAACCGGACAAGUCAUGGAAGUCACCCUCAGUCUCAUGCUGCAAAGCACUGAUACAUGCAAUUGACGAGUUGCCGGCUAGCGGUGAGAAUGGAAAGUGUUGUUUAUGCCGUUUCAUGAGGGCAAAGCUUCAUUAUCCUGAAUUGGCAGCAACAUAUAUCUCUUGCCAUGGAAAGGACAGAGCUGUUGUUGCAAAAUGGUCGUUUCCUGUCGUGGUAUGCGGCAAAGCUUGUUCACGAAAAGAGAUUGCCCCUCCUUGUAAGGAGACCGUCAUGGAGAGGCCUCCGUCAAAUUCACAUGGCAGCAAGAUCCUUUUUAUCUUGUUUGCAGCUGUCUUCAUCAUUCUAUUGAUCUUCAUCUUGUACCUCUGGUGGGUCAGGCGGGCUGCCCCAGGGCGACGCGAAUCUCUACCGUUAAUGCCAAUUCAAAAGCAGGCCAGAUCAUCUCCCGGGAGUGGCGGCCGCCGACAAUCCUUUGGGCGGCUGAAGGAGCGUCGGCCAUCUGGAUAGUGAAGCACUUAUUCUUGAAAAAAACCUUGAUCGUCAACGGGUUCAGACUUGCUGUUGUCUUCCUGCUAGUGCAGCACAUAGCUGUUUUCUCUCUGAAGGCUUGUUUAGGGAUCAUACUGGUACUUUCUUAACGUGCUGCAAGUGACUGGUUGCAUCGUUACAUACAGAGCCAAAAUAUUUUCACAGAAUUUUUUUCCUACUGUUAGGUCCAUUGUAUUGGAUUGCUGUUGGCAAAACUUCUAGUGUCAAAUGUAUUAGUAUAGUUUGGAAAUGUCGUCGUCUCAUGCUGAUUGUUUCAUCGCCAUGUCACUGGACAGUUACAGUGUUAGUGAAGUCUGCAUGUAUAAAUUUCUCGUUUGCAAAGUAAAAGGACAUCGUAAAGAA